AUGGUCUACAGUAGAGCUGCCACCCGCACGCUACACACUCUUCGACAUCAAGUCGGGGACAAGCCACCCAGGCCAUUUGUCCAGCGGUCGUUCACCGCCACUCGCUCAAGACGCAACGCGUGGACCGGCCAUGGUGCCCACCACAGCAGCAACAGUCGUUUUGGACCAGCGGUGACAGUUGGUUGCGUAGGUGGAGGCGUUGUCUUGCUGGCCUGGUUUCUUUGGGAGAACUACAUCGACCCCCGUCCAACCAGCUUUCCCAUCGAACAAGCGAAGAACUACCAGAGUCCAGGGCCGGAGCAGUUCAGAUUCGACUUUAGAGAGAUUACCCCCGGUCCAACUGACGAAGUCAUUCGGUCAUUGAAAGAGGUGGCCGACAAGUAUUCUCCAUGGAUACCAGGUGGGCGCGAGUUCGUUGAACAGUCCUUUAGUGACUUGGAGACGGUGAGAGAAAAGCAUGGGACGGAAGUGAAUGAGAUUGUGCGGGAUACGUACGAAGAGCUACGAGACGUCUCAUCAAGAAAAGGCACGAGCCUGGAGACUGUCAACGCAACAUGGUACAUCCUGUCGCGAAGACUUGAAGAGCUGUCAUCACUGGCAGGCGAUGUCGCACAGCAGAUCUUGGAAAGCAACCCUUCGUUGAGGGAUAGAUUGGAUGGUUCAUUCGAGCAGUUGAGGCGAUUGGGUGAUCGUCUUGGGCCAGGUGCCAAGAGAGAGGUGGACGAGACCUUCUGCGAGGUUUCCAAAAUUGUCAAGCAAGGUGUUGAUGACGCUACUGUUGACCGUAUCAACAGGAUCGUGCAGGACAAAGCUCGACACAUCAAAUCUCGAAGUGAACAGGCCUGGUACGUCGCCAUGGAGCAGAUGCAACCCAUGCUCGAUCGAAACCCCCGAGUCAAGCGCAUCGUUGAUGAAAAUAUCGACACCUUACGGCAGGCACGAGCAAAGGAAGUCUCGGAGAAGAUCCGUCAGGCCGUCAUGAGUGGCAGCACCGGCGAGUUGGAACGAUUCAUCAAGGACAUCUCCAAGAAGACGCAGCAGCAUUCGAGCGGCAGCCUGUCAAAUUGGUUGAGUAGAUUACCGGAUGGCUCGAAGAUCUUGCCUCAGCUUCAGCAACUGAAGGAGGCGGCGGAGACUAAGAGUGCAGAUGCGGAGCAGUUGGCGAGAGAGACGCUGAAUGACGUCUCUAGGAUACUGGACCAGAGGACAAGGCAAGCCGAGAGCCUGUUGAGGUCUCGCUCGAGGGAUCAGGGGAACAAGAGCGCGUGGUUGUGA
Molecule: messenger RNA, 1275 nt
Organism: Zasmidium cellare ATCC 36951
Lineage: Eukaryota; Fungi; Ascomycota; Dothideomycetes; Mycosphaerellales; Mycosphaerellaceae
Exons: 1
Coding region: 1-1275 (424 amino acids)
Source: RefSeq, a predicted model, not a curated record